GCUGCACACAUCCCUGGUGGGACAUUGCUCCCUGUUGUGCCAGUGCCCUGCUCCCAGCCAGCCCCUUCCCGCACUCCCUCAUGGUUUUACUCCCAUUUCCAGGCAGCAUCUCCUCCUCCAGACCCCUGUCCCUGACCUGGCUCCCUUCCCAGAGCUCCCAUGUGCCCUCACUGCCCCGCACCCUCACAGUGAGCAUUCAGCCCCAUGCUGGAUGCAGCCCGCGGGGGGGGAUGCUGGGGGGUGAGGGGGCGUGUCAGGGACCACUGUGAUAACAGCAGGGGCUGUGCCAGGGCAUCAAAAGCAGACGGCACAGACGAGCGGGAUGAGCCAGGCCCCCCUGUCUUCAGCACCCCGGGGCUGCAGCAUGAGGCUGGGUUCCUCACGCCUCCUCCAUGCCCUCUGCAUCCUCUCAGUGCUGGCCGGGCUUCUGCCCCAUGGCACAGCCCAGUGGUUCUACCCACUGGGCUCAGAAGACACCACUCCAGAGCCCGGCACCAGCCCCGCCACCCCCACGCUGCCCACCCUGGGUGGGGAGGAAGAUGCUGCUGACACAGAGCCCGUGAAGAAGCUGCCGCUGAGCAAACCACCAUUGGGAACGGACUCGAGGAGACGGGAGCCCUCUGCCAGGACCAAGGGCCGGGGCCGUGCCCUGCUGAACACACGAGCCCAGCACAACCACCCCAUGGCCACCCCGCAGAUCUUUGAGGGCAGCGCAGAGGAGGAGGAGUUCCUGCAGAUCAAGACCACACCAAAGGGACUGCCCCAGCGUGUGCCCAUGGCCCCCGGGCUGGAUGUGACCCUGCAGAUGCACAACGGCUCCAGCUGCAUCUGCCCUGCGCGCCCCGGCCCUCCCGGCCCCAAGGGAGAGAAAGGCGACCGCGGUUUCCCCGGGGAGCGGGGCCAGCCAGGGCUGUCUGGGGAGAGAGGGAGGACAGGCAGCCCGGGGCCGCCAGGUCACCAGGGGCCUCGGGGCCCCCCUGGACCACCGGGACCUCCAGGGCCACCGGGACCACCGGGUGCUGGGGGAGCCAGGAGUCCACCUGCACCCGCAGUGAUCUCCAAAGAAUCAGAGAGAGAGCUGGGAGCAGCCAGCCCCAAUGGGAAGCCAGGACCCCCCGGCGCCCCAGGGCUGCCUGGCCCCCCCGGCCCCCCAGGCUACCCAGGUCAUGAAGGCACUCCAGGGCUCCCUGGGCGGGAGGGGCAGCCUGGUCCCCCCGGCCCACCAGGGGCUGUGGGACCGCCUGGGUUCCCAGGGAGUGAAGGAGCACCAGGAUCCCCAGGCUUGGCUGGGCCCGAUGGCCCCCCAGGGGCACCGGGACUCCCAGGCAAACAGGGACCCCCUGGGGCACCUGGGCACGAAGGGCCCCCCGGCCCCCCCGGACCCGCGUCAUUCCCUGGCAAACCAGGACUCCGAGGGGAGCCGGGAUUCCCAGGAUUAAAGGGUGAGAAGGGUGAGCAAGGGCUGCCGGGCAUGCCAGGGAGCCCUGGCCGCACCGGAGAGAUGGGAGCCCCAGGGAUGCCCGGUCCUAUGGGACCACCGGGGCCACCAGGGGACUACAGGUGUGAACCACGCCACGCUGGGCACCAUGGAGCCACUGGGCACCACGGAGCAGCUGGGCCACCGGGUCCCAAGGGUGAAAAGGGUGAUCCAGGAGAGCGGGGGUGCUGCUACGGGGAGCCUGGCUGCAAACCAGGCCACCUCCCGUUCCCCAGCCCUGGCAGCCAGCCCAGCGCCUGGUACCAACCGCACAGCAAGGAAGAGCCGGAUAUCUAUGGAGCAAUCAUUCCCCAUGGUCCCCGAGGUCCCCCCGGUCCGCCCGGUCCCCCUGGUCCCCCCGGAGCACCAGGACUCCUCUACCUCAAUCGGGUGUACCCCAUGCGCGGACAGCAGCCCUGCAAGCAGCCGGCAGCGGCCAAUGCAGCCUGGGCAGUGGCUUCUCCAGAUGCUGAUGUUCCCCAUCCAGAGCCGCUGGAGCCCAGCACCGACCUCCGGCGCCAGACGUGGGUGUUCAGGUCUAAGGAGCUGAUGCUGAGGUCUGGCAGCUCUGUCCCCGAGGGCAGCCUGGUCUACGUGCAGGAGGGGAGCAACGCCUUCCUGCGCACCCCCCGGGGCUGGAGCAGGCUGCUGCUGGAGGACUCAGACUCGCUCUUCGUGGGUGAUGACCCCUCCGCCUCCACGCCGCAGUACCAGGAGGCGAAGCAGGCACAGACACGAGGUCCCAACACAGAGCCACCCUCGGGGGCCCGAGCAGACUCACUGGUGAGCAGAGGGAUGGAGGUGGCACCAGGAGACCCCGGGUGGCAGUGGGAUGAGGAGGGGGAUGCACCCUGGGCACUGAGACUGCUGUCCCCAGCGUCCCCGUUAUUGCAGGUCCCGAAGGAGGAUGGAGCUGGGCUGCCCAGCACCCUGCCGACCACCGCCGCCCCCAGGAUGCCCUCUCUCCGUCUGGUGGCCCUGAACGUGCCCCUCUCCGGGGACAUGAGCGGCAUCCGCGGCGCCGACCUGCAGUGCUACCGGCAGUCACAGGAGGCUCGGCUCUACGGCACCUUCCGGGCGUUCCUGUCGGCCCCCAGCCAGGACCUGGCCUCCAUCGUCAAGAGGACGGACAGGACCCUCCCCAUCGUCAACCUGAAGGGCCAGCUGCUGGCUCGCUCCUGGAGCUCCCUCCUGCAGAGCCAGGCUGGAGCCGCCCCGCGGAGCCCCAUCUACACCUUCAAUGGGCGCAACGUGCUGACGGACGCCCUCUGGCCCCGCAGGCUGGCAUGGCACGGAUCCACGCCGCGGGGCGGCCACGCUCAGCGCCGGGACUGCCAGGGCUGGCGGAGCUCCGGCCCCGGGGGCGGCCUGGCGGCCCCGCUGGGUCAGGGCAGGCUGCUGGCCGGGCGGCGGCACAACUGCUCCGAGGCGCUGGUCGUGCUGUGCGUGGAGGUCGCCUUCCCGUACCGCCACAUGUGGUGACGGCCCCGAGCCCCGGGAGCGGGCAGGGAACACCGGGAGGACGUCCGUCCCGCCCCGUCCCUGCGCACAGCCAGCCCCGCACCUCCGGCACCGCCCCGUUCACGUUUCCCUCCGAAUAAAAGAUGAGAAAAAG
Phasianus colchicus (ring-necked pheasant) is the source of this 3092-nucleotide messenger RNA. The record is from RefSeq and is a predicted model, not a curated record. Lineage: Eukaryota; Metazoa; Chordata; Aves; Galliformes; Phasianidae.